UUCCGUGUAUACUCACCAUUUGGAGAAUGGUCUCCGCUUUCCUUUGGAUCCGUUCGUAUCCGAGGUUUUGGUGUCGUACAACAUUAGUUUGGCCCAGCUCACACCCAAAUCUAUGAGGCACAUAAUCGGAUUUAGAUGGGUGUGUGACUUCGUCAAUUUCCCUUGCUCUGUCGCUAUUUUUCGGGAUCUUCACGAUCUGGUUCUCAACCAUGCUUCCAAGGGUGAUGGGUAUGGUUGGUGGACCAUUGUCAACAAGAAGUCCCGAAAGAGGGGGGAUCCGAACUACAUCACGGCGUACCCCUACCUUAGCUCUGACCACAAUUGGAAGACGGAGUGGUUGCUCGUCCGUGUGCCGACGGAUCCGAAGCAUCCCAACUUUUAUCGUCCUCCGAAGUGGUUCGUGGCUCCUGAUCCUGAUAUGAGGGGUGUGGCGGCUCCAGAUCGGAACCAUCGCCACUAUGUGGACCUCCUCCAGUGGUUCUUGGCUCAAGAGGAUAACCACCGACUGCCGUCUAGCUGGCUCCCGAAUCUCAAUUACAUUCUGAGGGAGGACAUUCUUGCUGUUGCCGGUCUCAGCAGGAUUUUUGACAGGGAGUACGGCUUUAGCUGCAUUGAUCCUAAGAAGUUGGGCAUUUCUUUGGAUUUGAAGACUAUUCACGACCCGGCUCCCGAGUACAAGUUCGGAAAAGAUAACCCUCGUAAUCCUCGUCUGAAGGAUUACGUGUUGUCUCCUUUGGGGGUUGCUCGGAUAUCCGAAGUUCGAGCUGAUCCGUGGGAUUCCGCCUCUUCUGUUGAAGCUGUUCCUGUGAAGGUUGUGCUUCCUGAGUUGAAGACGACUUCGGAUCCGGGUCCUGGGACUGACGCUGUGCCGCGUGCCGUUCCUUCGGUUUCAUCUCCGGCUCGGAUAGAUAUCUCUUUAUCUAGGAACCGGGAUCAACGCAAAAGGAAGGGUAGCACUCUUUUGAGGCCUUCCACGCAUCCGAAGAAAGCGAAGGCUUCUCAGCCCUCGGAGAAGGAAGCAGUUUCGGAAGUCAUGCCUCCUCCUAAGAAUCUUCUUCACUUCAUGCCCUUGCCAGGGCAGAAGUUAAAGAGUGUGGUGGUUGCUGAACCGCCGGCCGUGGAUCAGCCGCUGAUCGAGGAAGAUAUCAUCCCUUCUCCCCUUAAACCAUCUGCUGCUUUGGGGAUCGAAAUCCAGGAUAUCACCGAGGUGAUGGAGGCGAUUGAAGCCGAUUUUGUUCCUGGUUCGGAUGUCCCUGAGGUAGCUGGGGAGAAGAAGGAGUCUGCUGAUCUUCCCUUCGAGAGGGAGAAGAGUCCAGACAAGGAGAUGAUAGAUCUCUCGGGCCCCGAAGCUGCGGUCCCCGAGGUUCAGAAGGAGGUUCCCUCUGCUGGAGAGGAGGAGCAGCCCGAGCAAGGUUUGACGAGGAAGAGGCGCCACUCAACUUUGGGUUCUACUUCUACCUCGGCCCUGGAUAGGCUGAUCCAUGCUGAUCCCUGUUCGGAUGUUCCGCUAAAACGGAUCCCCGAAGAAGUAAGGGAGGCGAUGGCUCGAUAUGCCAGGGCUCCGAUUUUGGGAGAGGACCCUUUGGCUCACGUGGGAUCCUUGGUGGGCCCCGAGGCUGCUCGGGAGAAUCUGCUUCGUGCUAACCCGCAGUGGAGGGUUCCUGGGGCCGAAGAGAGGAAUCCGGCAAUGAUGGCCCAGUACUAUCUGAACGAGGCUGUUUUCUGGUCUUCGUUCGCUUCCGAGUGUAGCUCGGUUGAGGAGAAACAACUGAGGAAAUAUCGUGAGGCUUAUGCUCGUGAUAUUCCCAUUUUGGACCAGAAGGCUGGGCAACUCCUCUCCGAGCUUACGGAACUCAAGCAGCUGUACCUUCACUAUAGUCGCGAGGCUAGAGAGUCUGCUGAGAAGAUCGGGACCGAGGUUGGCCAGCUCAUCUUCCGAGUUGAAGAGGAUGCUGAGAAGAUCGCUUCCUUUGCUGAGGAGAAGAAGGAUAUGGCCGCUAAGUUCGCUAGCGAACUUGAGGAAAAAGAUAGACUCUUCCAGGAGAUGAAGUCUAAAUUUGAAGCGGCCGACAAGGAGCGUAAAGAGGCGGAGUUAAGGCUCCACCAUUUUGUCCAGCAUCGGGAGCUGAUCCAGCAGCAAGCUGAUAAGGUGCCUGUCCUUCGGCUGAAGCUUCGGGAAAAAGAUGACUAUAUUCGGAAGCUGGAGCAGGAGCGAGUCAACCUCUACACUGCUGAUCAGUGUAGAGAGCAGUACUGGAACGGCAUCCUGGGUGCUCGGCGCAUGUUUGCGAAGCACAUGCCUCACUUCCCUUGGAACGAGAAAGUUCCUCUAUGGAUGCAGGCCGAGGACCACUUGGUGGAAUGCCAAGCUGAUCGAGAUGAAGCUGAAGCUGAACGCCAAGCUGCUCUUGCAGAGGCUCGGGCCCAGAAGGCAACUUCCGAAGGUGAUACCACUGCUGGGGGUUCUUCGAAGGAUGCUCCCCUAGGGGCCGCUUCUGAGACUCCCAAGAGUUAGGGAUUCGGGCAGUCGUCUUCUUCAGAGUCGGUCGGUUCCAGUUGAGGACUUCCGAAUAUGUGCUUGCUUUUCCCCCUUUUGCCUCGGCGCUGCGUUGUACUCAUUUCUUUUUGCUUUCUUUAGUACUUCGGUAGGCCGGUAUUGUCUGUUGAUGGCUGCCGAUUUUAACUUGUUUCAUUUUGUUUUCAAUUUUUGAGGUUUUCGAUGUGUUUGUACUUCCCCCAAAUAUUGAAUAAAAAAUGAAUGUUUGUUACUUGGCUGCUUCUUUUCAACUUGUUCUUUCGCAAUUUUUAGGUCUUUAAAUCCGUAGAUUUCUCGAGCUCCUCUUUCUGUAGACUUGCUAAAAACCUUUUGAUCUUGCGAGCUCUUUAAAUCCGUAGAUCUGCUAAGAGACUCUUUAGUUUUGCGAGUUCUUCAAAUCCGUAGAUCUGCUAAGAGACUCUUUGACUUUGUGAGUUCUUCAAAUCCGUAGAUCUGCUAAGAGACUCUUUAGUUUUGCGAGUUCUUCAAAUCCGUAGAUCUGCUAAGAGACUCUUUAGUUUUGCGAGUUCUUCAAAUCCGUAGAUCUGCUAAGAGACUCUUUAGUUUCCAGACUCUUCAAAUCCGUCGAUCUGCUCAGAGGUUUGGAUUGUUCUUCCGAUCUCUUGUGGUUCGGAAACCUGGGCAAGAGAUCGCUAGUCUGCCUCUUUAGUUAUGCCUUCGGCGAUCCGUGGAUCUGAGCCGGAGUUUUAUAACUUGAUUCGAGCGACUGUUUGUUGCGAACAAAUUUUAUUAGGGUACCGCGAAUCCGAGGAUUCUGGACGGUUCCCUGAAGUGUAUGAUUUGGUCAUUUCUUGCAUUUUAUCAAGGAAUGGGCAAAGUCAACCUGUUUUUGGUCUCGGAUUGAUCAGAUCCGAGGCUGCAUAUAUAUAUAAAGGGACAAUAAAUGUAGAGAUAAGUUUAAUGAAACACAUGGUGCCAAUGGCUUUCCUCUUCUCAUUAAACAACUUACUUGGUUUACAGACAGAGAUCAUACAAAAUAUUUCUUGAGAACAUCGGUAUUCC
Spinacia oleracea (spinach) is the source of this 3559-nucleotide messenger RNA. RefSeq lists its product as uncharacterized. The transcript has 6 exons. The record is from RefSeq and is a predicted model, not a curated record. NCBI's taxonomy places the organism in Eukaryota, Viridiplantae, Streptophyta, Magnoliopsida, Caryophyllales, Amaranthaceae. The coding region runs from base 113 to 2515 and encodes 800 amino acids.